Molecule: messenger RNA, 1814 nt
Organism: Alosa alosa (allis shad)
Lineage: Eukaryota; Metazoa; Chordata; Actinopteri; Clupeiformes; Clupeidae
Gene: nthl1
Product: nth-like DNA glycosylase 1
Exons: 6
Coding region: 178-1554 (458 amino acids)
Biological process (GO): nucleotide-excision repair; base-excision repair, AP site formation; base-excision repair
Cellular component (GO): nucleus
Molecular function (GO): DNA binding; DNA-(apurinic or apyrimidinic site) endonuclease activity; oxidized pyrimidine nucleobase lesion DNA N-glycosylase activity
Source: RefSeq, a predicted model, not a curated record
AAUGGCAAAGUGAAUGUUCGUAGACUCCAAUGUUUCAUAAUAUUGUGUCUCUCAUGGAUUCUGAGAAUAUGGCUCGUGUACAUGCUAACUUUGUGAUAGUAGUAAUUCCUUUGUCGUUGAUGAUUUGUCGAUGAAAUGGAAUGUCAUCUACUUUAGCCUUACGUUCAGGGUGUAUUUAUGUUUUUCUUCCUGAGGAACGUAACGUUAUUGGUGUCUGAUGUUGUUGCUGAGUCUAGGUGUAGGCCUACGUUAAAAAUGAGUUCUCCUUACUUUGCUGUAAAAGACUCCAGUAGUGUUGUUGUAAGAACCAAGAGAGGACUCGAGAACCCUCGCAGUCUAUCCGUGCUUAAAAGUAGAAUGGCCUCGAGUGUGAAGACUCCAGAUUCUGAUUCAGUGGGAAUUAAGGAGGAGAAAGAAGAGCACAGCAUAACUUCACACAAGAACAUAGUGGCUCAUGGAUCCCGGGAAGAAAAAGUCUCCAAGAACUCUGAAGUCUGUAAACAAAAUAACAAAACUGUCCCUGAAAUCCACACCUUGCCUGCCUCAUCUAGCAAGCCCAGGAGAGCUCAGGUGAAGGUGGAGUAUGAACUGGAGAAUGGUGCUGCAGUGAAACAGGAAAAUAAUUGGGAACCUACCAACUGGACACAACAAAUAUCAAAUAUCCGUGAGAUGAGGAGCGUCCGAGACGCACCUGUGGACCAGAUGGGUGCUGCCAAGUGCUUUGAUACACAGGUUUCAGCCGAGGUGAUGCGCUACCAGGUGUUAAUUUCACUCAUGCUCUCUAGUCAGACAAAAGACCAGGUGACUGCAGCAGCUAUGCAAAGACUGCGAGCCCAUGGCCUCACGGUAGCUGCCAUCCUUAAUACAGAGGAUGAUACUUUGGGGAAACUCAUCUACCCAGUAGGAUUUUGGAGGACCAAAGUGAAAUACAUCAAGCAGAGCACAGCCAUGAUACAGCAGGAGUACGGUGGGGACAUCCCCAACUCUGUGGAUGGAUUAGUACGACUGCCUGGAGUGGGGCCCAAGAUGGCACACCUCGCCAUGGAUAUAGCCUGGAACCAAAUAUCUGGCAUUGGGGUGGACACACAUGUGCAUCGCAUCUCAAACAGGCUGGGUUGGACUCGAACCACAACAAAAAACCCAGAGGAGACGCGUCGGGCUUUAGAAGAGUGGUUGCCAAGGGAGCUGUGGAGUGAGAUCAACUGGCUGCUGGUGGGGUUUGGUCAGCAGGUGUGCCUGCCUGUUGGUCCACUGUGUGCCUCAUGCCUCAACAGGCACUGCUGUCCCUCGGCGUUUAAGUGUUCCCCAAGGAAGAGACCUCCAACCAGUGACCCCAGGUCUCCAGAGAAGAGCACCAGCCAGGGCAAAGUCAAGGCAAUGUCCCCAUCUAAGCCUAAGAUCAAAGAGGAGCACAACCCUGUUUCACCUCCUGCUCUGGACAAUAAAUGUCAAUCGUCAGCAGCUCACCAGUCCACUGGUCACUGCAGCAUGAAAGAGGAGCCACAGACUGCGCCUCUAUCCCCCCGUAUUCUGAGAAAGAGAUCAAAAAUAUAGACCGACACUUCUUCACUACACUGACCUUUGUUGACCAAUGUUGUUUAUGUAGUUCAAAUAUGUAUAAAUAAGAUUGACUUUUAUACAGCACAUCCAUGUAAAUUGUUGUUUUAAAAUGUUUUAUUUUUCAAGUCUAACUCUUUCUACUUGCCACUAGAUGGCACUCCUUGAUCACAGAGCUGGUAUUUCUAACACUAUACUGUAGGCUAGAUUAUGUUCUGUCCAUGUACACAAAAUAAACUUAACAUCUUUUUGGUAAA